AAAGUCCGAUGGCAGUUCAGUAGCUCUCGAUCGACCAGAGGGAAAUCUGUCUGUUGACGCCAACAAGCAUUUUAACCUUGAUCGGAGGUUCAAUGGCCAAGAAUUAAACGAGAGAAUUGCAUGUCUCCGUAGCAAGCACGUGGACGAUAUUUAUUUGUGUUUAUUAUUAUUCUCAAGGCGAUGGAUAAUUUUUUUAAGAUUGAGAAAAUUGGGGAGGGUACUUACGGAGUUGUUUAUAAAGCAAGGGACAAAGUCACAGGGAAACUUGUGGCGUUGAAGAGGAUUCGACUGGAGACGGAGUCCGAAGGGGUGCCGUCCACUGCGAUCCGAGAGAUUUCUCUCCUCAAACAAUUGACACAUCCUAAUAUAGUACAGCUCUUUGACGUUGUCAAUGGAGACAAGGACAUCUACCUUGUGUUUGAGUACCUUCAGCAGGAUCUUAAGAAGUUUCUCGACUGUGCUAAGACCUGUACUGUCAAUCAGGAGCACUGGAACGCCCUCGUCAAGAGUUAUCUUCACCAACUCCUGGACGCCAUCUCCUUCUGCCACCUCCAUUUGAUGCUCCACAGAGACCUCAAGCCCCAGAAUUUACUCAUCGACACCGAGGGACACAUAAAACUUGCGGAUUUUGGACUGGGUAGGGCCUUUGGAGUUCCGAUGAGAAUGUACACUCACGAAGUCGUCACCCUCUGGUACAGAGCACCUGAGAUUCUCCUCGGGACCAAGCUGUACUCCCAUGCUGUAGACGUUUGGAGUCUUGGCUGUAUUUUUGCAGAGAUGGCCACUAAGAGAGCACUGUUUCCUGGGGAUUCUGAGAUUGAUCAACUCUUCAGGAUUUUUCGAACCCUCGGAACCCCUGACGAGGAGAUAUGGCCAGGUGUCUCCCAACUUCCUGAUUACAAGUCCAUGUUUCCACAGUGGGACCCCAGAAAUCUCGAAGAGGUCAUCCCCAAUUUCGAUAACGAUGCCAAAGACCUUUUUUCGAAACUUUUGACAUACGAUCCAAGUGAGAGAAUAUCAGCGAUGGAAGCUCUGAACCAUCCCUACUUCAACAACGUCAAGCUAGUGCCCCCAAUUUUGCCAAAGAAAGACUGAAACAAUUCUUCAAGUAUUCUGUUCCACACCCGAACAAUUUACCCCUCAUAUCAGUUACAAUUACCAAUGUUAAUGCUAUUUUUAUACCAAAAGUUAGAAAUACGAAACCAUCUGUCGACCAAUACAGUGCACUCGAGUGAUUAAUUCUGGGAAUUCAUUAAAAUUCAAUUUUUAUUACGUGCGAUUCGCUAAUGCUGAGGUCUCGAUUAAUUUUGGAAGUUUUAUUUCCGGGGAUUUAAUUUCCAAAUUUUGGUGAAGAGGUGGAUUGGGGGAUUGCGGUUGGAGUUUUGGGAGAUGAAGACCUGGAGAUGAUCGAGAACUCUCUGGGGAGUGAGAGCCUAAUUUGCUGGGAGUUGAGACUGGAGAAUCCUGGGGGCUUUUCACCCUCGAGGAUUCCUGUUUUUCCAUUACCACUACCUGGGGUGUUGGGGCUCGGGACUGGAGACUAGUGAUAACAGCUCGAGGAGUCACUGGAGACGUCACUGACGAGGGACGAGUCUUCGUUGGGGUCGAGGGCGGAGGCGUUGGCUCUGGCUUCUUCGAGUCUGAUUCAUUCUCCGACUGCAAGUCCCAGAAAAAUCCCAGUCAAGCUUUCAUCUAAUUUAUUACCGCCCUAGAAAUGUGCAGACUGACCUGGCUAUUCAAAAUCUCGAGACUAGUGUAAUGCUGGUGAUGAGUCGAGGUUUUCAAAGUGCGAGAAAAUAACUUGAAAUUGUUUUUCAUUUUUACAGUUUUACGAUAAAAUUGUAAAAAAAAAAAUUGGGAGUUUUCCCUGAAAUCAAUUUCACAGUGUCUCUCUCACACUUAAAUCCCCCCGACUAGCAAAAAAUCGGCUCAACUCAGCGUGAAGGUGAAGAAACUCAGUGCAAUAUCCUGGAUAUUCGGCUGUACUGAUCUACGAAAAAUUCUACACUCCCAAUAAAAACAGCCGCUCAAAAAAUCCCAAAGAGGACGAGGACUCAGGGUGCAAGAGAAUAAAGUGCGUAUAUUAAAUUUAGAAACAAAAAUAUUAUUAUAAUCAAUUAAUCCCUAAGUAAUGAUCUUUACGAUAGAAUACAGUUGAUGGUCAUUACACACUUGUCAUUACUCUGUUUCACAUUAGAAUUCUCUUAUCAUAAUUACUCUCAGCAUUUAUCAUUUAUUGUUUAAUGGAUACGAUAAACUCGUGUUGACGAAGUUGUGAUAUCUCUAUCAUUAAAUAUUAUUAGUCUUUAAUAAACGCAUUGUUAUGACGUAUUUGAUUAUCCUCGUCGUAAUCAAAACGCAUCAAGCGGUUAAAUGUGUAUGUUUGUGAUUUUAAUAAUUAAAAGUUCAACGUCUAGGGAGAAAUGUGUACAUGUGGACCACUGGAAAUCAAUUCUUCCACUAGUUUGUGAAGAUUAAAAUUGUGACACGAUUUCAUUACUCCGUUCUCUUCCCAAAACAAUCAGCUACUCCAGUUCAUUUUUUUUAAAAAACAUUUUUGAUAAUUCGCAAC
Fopius arisanus is the source of this 2572-nucleotide messenger RNA. RefSeq names its product cyclin-dependent kinase 2-like. Gene Ontology annotation, molecular function: cyclin binding; ATP binding; cyclin-dependent protein serine/threonine kinase activity. NCBI's taxonomy places the organism in Eukaryota, Metazoa, Arthropoda, Insecta, Hymenoptera, Braconidae. The transcript has 5 exons. Gene Ontology annotation, cellular component: cytoplasm; cyclin-dependent protein kinase holoenzyme complex; nucleus. The record is from RefSeq and is a predicted model, not a curated record. Gene Ontology annotation, biological process: signal transduction; protein phosphorylation; regulation of gene expression. The coding region runs from base 181 to 1095 and encodes 304 amino acids.